ACUAUAAGCUUUUCGGAUAAAACUGCAAAAAUAUGCAUAAGCUUGAAGAAUUAGAUUAAAGUUUUCUUUUGUGCAAGGUUAUAAUAAUCAACCUGAUAUUAAUUAUAAAUUUAUAAUCAUGGCAACGGGCCGGAAACAAACACCUGCUGUUUACCAAGAACAAGAAGAUGGAGCGGAGAGAAAAAGUGCACUGAUUCGCUCUAUAAGCAUGCUGAGUGCCGAAGAACGAUCUCUUCUUCCCGUGGUUGCAAAUGCGCCGAACGGGGAACGGGAACUCUCCCGGCAAGAAAUUACGGUUAUUGUUGUGUGUUCCUGUACAACCGUGGUGGUCAAUCUCGGUGUAGGCUCCAUGCCGCUGCUGAUUCCCAUUGAGAUAGUGAAGAAAAAUUACGCUUACACCUGGACUGGGGUGCUCUUUUUACUCUAUGGAAUCAACGUUGCGACCUGUGAGUUACUGCAGUCCAAAAUAGUUCCUUUUCUCGGCACCAAACGAGCAUUUUUAAUAAGUUCCUCCAUUUUAGCGGCAUGCUAUGCCAGCUUUGGGCUUUUAGAUCUAACCAGCGAGGAAAGUGUUUUUGCUGGACUAGCGUGUUUUAUCCGUAUAAUCGAAGGGUUGUGCUACUCAGGAAUCAUGAAUGCAGUCUUCACAAUUUUGUGCCUUACUGUACCGACAAGGGCGAUAUUGGGCAUAAGUUUGAUUGAUGGAUUGACAUGUGUCGGGUAUUCUUUGGGACCACUUUUUUCUGGAAUACUUUUUGAAAUCUCUGGAUUUAUUCUGCCAUACAUAAUCAUCGCUGCACUAAUGGCUGUUUGUUCGAUAAUGGGAACAAUUUCCCUCCCGCCCGUUGCAGGAAAUCUUGCCGCUGGAAUGUCAGGGCCUCUGAAGGUCGUAUCCAGAGAUGCACAGUUUUAUGGUUGUACGGUUGUUGCUUUUGCAAUGGGAAAUUUUGUGGGAUUCAUGGAGGCCACGUUAGAAGUUUAUUUAGCUCAGUUCGACCGAGGCUCAACCGUGGAAGGAGCGGUAUUUUUUGCAAUGUGGUUUAGUGCCGCAGUAGUAUCCCCGCUCUGGGGAUACAUUCUGCGAAAAGCCGGGAAUAGCCACGUAUUCCUUUUAGCUGGCCCGUUUAUCGAAGCGACUGUUUUCAUAUUUUUCGGCCCUCUUCCGGGCCUCGAUGCUGUCGGUCGGCAUCUGGGUUUGUCCAUAACGUGCUUGAUUAUUAUGGCCGCCACCACAUCGAUGUCCCUUCUCGCCAGCAUUAACAUCAUGAUCGAAAGAGCUGAAAACGAUGGCAUCGAAACGAGCAUCCAUACAUACGCAUUCAUAUCCGCCAUUUGGUUGACGUCUCUCUACUUUGGGGAAGCCAUUGGAGCGAUAAUCAGCGGAAGUAUACUGGAUAAGUACGAUUAUGGAUGCGUUGCGAUUUCCGCCGUUGUAACAGAACUGCUGUUGGGAAUCUUAGCUAGUGCAUUAAUAUUACUUCCGUGGAAAAAAAUUGAGUGCAGUGUCUGAAAAAGUUUUGCAAUAACUACAACGCGACGGCAGUUUCAUGAAACUUUCGAAUAGUCGUAUUAAUGUGUUCAUAGAUCAACCACAAAAACAAUAAAAGGGGACCAGCAUAACGAACCCCGACAAAAGAGUUCCAUUAAAGAAAAACCAUCGAUAUAAAACAUGGAAAACAGAUGACUAUACUAUGUAGCUGCAACUAAAGUCAUUGGCAUUUCAAAACAACCAUAUGGAUACCGGAAAAU
This is a messenger RNA of Paramacrobiotus metropolitanus, 1749 nucleotides long. RefSeq lists its product as uncharacterized. Gene Ontology annotation, biological process: transmembrane transport. Lineage: Eukaryota; Metazoa; Tardigrada; Eutardigrada; Parachela; Macrobiotidae. Bases 119 to 1510 code for a protein of 463 amino acids. Gene Ontology annotation, molecular function: transmembrane transporter activity. The transcript has 12 exons. The record is from RefSeq and is a predicted model, not a curated record.